AUGUCGAUGCGAUAUCUCACAGCCAAGCUUGCUCAGCAAAUCGACGAAGAGCUCAUGAAUUCUGUUGGAGCCUUCAGCCUUGACCAGCUGAUGGAGUUGGCUGGAUUGGCCUGUGCCCAAGCCCUGGCGACGGCGUAUAAGAAGGAAUCACAUCCGCGUGUGUUGGUUUGCUGUGGGCCUGGAAAUCAAGGGGGGGAUGGGCUCGUAGCAGCGCGUCACCUCGGAAUGUUUGGGUACAAGCCCACAAUCUACAUGCCCAAGCCUGGUUCGAAAGAUAUAUACAAACGCCUUCAAAAACAAUGCGACAACAUGGCCAUCUCCACGCUGCCUCCCUCAGAUACCACCGCCGACCUCGAGCAAGCCCUGCUCUCAACAGAUGUCAUCCUAGAUGCCAUCUUUGGGUUCUCGUUCAAGCCCCCAGUCCGAGUCCCAUUCGAUGCCGUCCUCCCCCUUUUGACAGCAUCCAAGAAACCAAUAGUCAGCGUUGACAUCCCGAGCGGAUGGGACGUGGAAGCGGGGAAUGCAAGUGGCGUUGGACUGGACCCAAAUGUCCUCAUCAGUUUGACAGCCCCGAAAGAGGGUGUGAGGGCUUUCAAGGGCCGACACUUUUUAGGAGGACGAUUUGUUCCCAGGGCUUUGGAGGAGAGGUUUCAGCUAAACUUGCCUCCGUAUCAUGGCUUCGACCAGAUUGUAGAAUUACCAUGGGAAGACUUGCAAGGCUCGGCUCAGCGGCUGUGA
Messenger RNA from Laccaria bicolor S238N-H82, 738 nucleotides. RefSeq lists its product as uncharacterized. Bases 1 to 738 code for a protein of 245 amino acids. The record is from RefSeq and is a predicted model, not a curated record. The transcript has 8 exons. Gene Ontology annotation, cellular component: mitochondrion. NCBI's taxonomy places the organism in Eukaryota, Fungi, Basidiomycota, Agaricomycetes, Agaricales, Hydnangiaceae. Gene Ontology annotation, molecular function: NAD(P)HX epimerase activity.